GGAAGAUGAUGAGCUUUAGCAAUUCGAAAGCGAGUUCAUGGUCCAAUCUAGGCACCCAAAAUACCUAUUCAGACUCUGAAAAGAUGGAGAAAUGGAUAGAAUGUGAUCUCUUGGGAUGCACAGAUAUGGCGCUCUUAUAUAUUAAAGAUACGAAGACAUACACAUGCAUGAAACAUCCCAACACAAAUAUCCUAAAUUCUUAUCAAAACAUGGAACAAAAUAACAUUCAACCAAAAACUUGUGAUCAUCAAGGCUGUUCUAUCAAAUCUCUCUGCUACAUUCCUGGACUAAACAGCUAUUUCUGAAUCAAACACUGCCUUUCUCCCUGAAAAGACACUUACCCAAAAUGAUAUUUCUAUCAUAAUUUCACAAAAGGACACCUGGGGUUAUUAAAAAACACAGUGCGUAAAAUAAAAGAGUAUAUGGACCAUCUUAAGACUGUAUUGCUCAUUAACAAUAUCAAGGCGAGGUGCGAAACUGAAGAGUCAAAACGAGACCAUUUGGAUGACUUUGUUACCCCAAUUUUCGAAGCCAUCGAUUCUGAAGUCAAACCUCUUUGUAGCGAUAUUUUACACUUUUGUAAAGAUUUAGUAUUUCAGAAGCUUCUGAAUACAUAAAUAAUUUAUACGAAUUUAAAUGCUAAAUGUGAUAAUCUCUUAU
Messenger RNA from Moneuplotes crassus, 660 nucleotides. NCBI's taxonomy places the organism in Eukaryota, Ciliophora, Spirotrichea, Euplotida, Euplotidae. The record is from the annotation of a GenBank genome assembly.